Messenger RNA from Striga hermonthica, 993 nucleotides. Lineage: Eukaryota; Viridiplantae; Streptophyta; Magnoliopsida; Lamiales; Orobanchaceae. The record is from the annotation of a GenBank genome assembly.
AUGAACGAUCUAUUCUCAGGAUCCUUCUCCCGCUUCCGCAACCACGGCGGCGACCAGUCCCCGCCGCCGCCGGACUCCCACAGCAUCGAGAUGACCACCGGAGGCGUCAACCUCGACCGCUUCUUCGCCGACGUCGAGUCCGUCAAGGACGACCUCCGCGACCUCGAGUCCCUCCACGCCCAACUCCUCUCCGCCCACGACCAGAGCAAAACCCUCCACGACGCCAGAUCCGUCCGCGACCUCCGCUCCCGCAUGGACGCCGACGUCUCCGCCGCACUCAAGAAGGCCAAGCUCGUCAAGGUCCGCCUUGAGGCCCUCGACCGGUCCAAUGCCGCCAACCGCAGCGUCCCCGGCUGCGGACCGGGCAGCUCCUCCGACCGGACCCGCACCUCCGUCGUCAACGGCCUCCGUAAGAAGCUCCAGGAGAGCAUGUCCCGAUUCGCCGACCUCCGCCAGCGGAUGGGGUCCGAGUACCGGGAGACCGUCCAGCGGCGGUACUUCACCGUCACCGGCGAGAAUCCGGACGAGGCCGUCCUAGACCGGCUGAUCGAGACCGGGGAAAGCGAAACGUUUAUGCAGAAGGCGAUUCAGGAGCAGGGGAGGGGGCGCGUGAUGGACACGAUCGCCGAGAUCCAGGAGCGGCACGACGCGGUGCGGGAGAUUGAGAGGAACCUGAGGGAGCUGCACCAGGUGUUCCUGGACAUGGCGGUGCUGGUGGAGAGCCAGGGGGAGCAGCUGGACGACAUCGAGAGCCAGGUGAACCGGGCGAGCUCGUUCGUCAGGAGCGGGGCCCAGCAGCUGGAGGUCGCCAGGAAGCACCAGAAGAGCUCCCGGAAGUGGGCCUGCAUCGGGAUUCUGAUUCUGUUGGUUGUUGUGUUGAUUAUCGUGCUCUCGCUCAGGCCGUGGAGUAAUGGCGGUGGCGGCGGCGGUGGUGGGCAGACCCCGGCAGCACCGGCUGGUGGCGCGGCGCCUCCGCCGCCGAUGGCGGCUUGA